AGGAAUCCUCAGCUCCCACGUGGUGGAAGUGUCCUUGGCGGCGGAGAGCAGUGGCACGGUGGUGGUGGCGCAGGUGGAGGGCCUCGAAAUGCCAAUCUUUUUCAGGAUUCGAGAGAGUGAUGCUAUCGAGGGUGAUGCGUGCGUCUUCUACGACCCCAAUCUAGGUGUGUGGUCCUCUGAGGGUAUUUCACUGGCUCAGUCGGUGCCGGGCCAAAACGCCACAGGGACCUGGUGCCAAACGAGGCACCUGUCCCUCUUUGCUGUGAUGCAGACCAUCGACCUAGCUGGUCUCCUCCCAGAUGGCUCUGAAACUGGCGAAGGUGCCGGGGCAAUUGCUGUGGCCAGCCUCAUCUUUUGUUGUUGUGGCCUGCUGGUGACCUCCAUCCUGGUGAAGCGUCGCCUGCAGCGCCCGGUGAAAGGACAAGCCCUCAUUCGAGACCGACGAGGCGGAACUCGCAAGUUCGACUUCACACGCAGCAGGUUGAUGACCCCGGUUGAGAGCGCUGUGAGUGUCCGGACAUCUGGGCGCAAAAAACCGCAAAAGAUCUUGGUGAAGUGGCAUUUGAACCCGGACUCUGUGGUCAAGCAGAUCAAUCGCUUUGAUGGGCUCCGUCGUUUCCAGGUGGACUUGGAACCAGCCAAGCCGCCGGUGGUCCAGGAGACUUCGGUCUUCGCCACCAAAUCGACCAAAUCCCUGCGGACGCUCUCAGAAGUCCUCCCAAAGGAGUUGCACGAUGAGCCGGAUGAGCCAGAUGAGCCGGAUGAGCCGGAUCAGCCGGUUCCGACGGAGCAGCGCGAUGAGUAUGUCAUGGACAGCAUGGUCACUGGGGGUGACCAGAUGCCGCCGGCGGAGAUUUUGCAGAAGUUGUCUCCCAUUGAAGCUGCGAAAGCGGAUCGCAAAGCGGAUCGCGAAGCCUAUGAGAAUGGCCAGGAAGUUCUCUACCACUCAGAGACCUUUGGUCGCGUUCUCCCAGCAGCCAUUGUUGGGCGUGGAUAUUUCUACACCGAUGGCGAGGAGGAGGAACUAGCGUGGCCGUUGUACAACUGCAAGGUGGGUGUCAAGUUACGCGAGAUGGUUCCAAUGUCAAGGCUUCGGGCUCCGUUAGAUGAGGGCGCGGUGGUGAGUGUGAUGGGCGAGGAGCAAUCGGAUGGCACGAGAGCCUGGACCACUGGGCAUAUUCUCGAUGCAUCUGCCUGGAAAAUGACUCACCUGGUGUCAUAUCCCACCUAUGACAUCCUCCUGAGUGAUGGCACGAAAUGCAAGGCCUCCUUUGAUAAGAUCCGAAGGCGUUUUGAUGUGGGCCAGCUGGUGGAAGUCUAUAUGGGUCGUACCUUCGGUUGGGUCUACGGAACUGCGGCUGAAGAGUUGGUGGAAACCUGGGGCUCCGACACUGAGGAGCUGCAGACCCUGCAGGUCGUCCUGGUUCGUGAUGCAUUGGCGGCCACCGUGCCCUCAUUUUUGGUACGCAGCCGUCCGGCCAUUACAGCCAGGAUUUGAGAACCUAGAAUCAUC
Messenger RNA from Cladocopium goreaui, 1513 nucleotides. The record is from the annotation of a GenBank genome assembly. Lineage: Eukaryota; Dinophyceae; Suessiales; Symbiodiniaceae.